This is a messenger RNA of Austrofundulus limnaeus, 2376 nucleotides long. RefSeq names its product sp2 transcription factor (gene sp2). Lineage: Eukaryota; Metazoa; Chordata; Actinopteri; Cyprinodontiformes; Rivulidae. Gene Ontology annotation, molecular function: DNA-binding transcription factor activity, RNA polymerase II-specific; RNA polymerase II cis-regulatory region sequence-specific DNA binding. The record is from RefSeq and is a predicted model, not a curated record. Gene Ontology annotation, biological process: regulation of transcription by RNA polymerase II.
AACAACAGGACAGUAUGGCCACCACUAUUGCUGUCAGUCCCAGUGAAUACCUUCAGCCUGCUACUACUACUACACAAGACACCCAGCCUUCUCCUCUCGCCCUCCUUGCUGCCACCUGCAGUAAAAUUGGUCCUCCUGCUGCACAGGCUCCUGCCACUUCUCCGGCGGUGCAGCCCCAACCCCGCAGGCUUCAGCCCAUUAAACCGGCUCCAAUAGCACCAGCUCCACCAAAAAACUUGGGUUUUCUUUCAGCAAAGGGUAAUGUGAUCCAGCUUUCUGCUGGUUUAGGGUCCACAGGCCCAGGCAGCCCCAUCGUCCUGACGAUCCAGCAGAGCCCUGCCCACAGCAACACUUCUGGCCCCGCCAACAUCCAGUACCAGGUGGUGCCUCAGAUCCAAGUGAUGCCUCAGGGAGGUCAGAUCCAGCUCAUUCCAGGUACCAACCAGGCCAUCAUUACCACUCCUAUGACUGCGCCAGUCCCAGCUGCUGCCACUGCACCGGUCACACCACAGAAAACUGUAGCUAUCAAGCCCUCCCCUAAGGUACACAAGUCAAACAGCAUAGCUGCAAAUGUGGUUCAGCUGCCCAGUGGGCUCAGCCUUCCCCUUAAUGUGGCUACUGGAGAAGUGGGAGGAACUCCAGUGGUCACUGAGACUGCAGCGUCCCCUCCCACACCUGGAAAAGGACGGAGAGGGAGAAAGAGGAAAGUUGUUCUGCCAGCUGAGCCUCCCCCGCCUGCUCCUCCACAGGCAGCCUCCCCACCCCCAGAACAGAUGGAGACCUUUGUAAUAGAGACUGGGGACAACAUUUUACAGGCAGGGAACAAUUUGCUGAUUGUCCAGACUCCUGGGCAGCCAGCUAUGGUGCAGCAGGUGCAGCUGGUCCAGCCCAAGUCAGAACCUCAGAUGGUUCAGAUCCCUCAGCAGGCCUUAAAGGUAGUGCAGGCUGCCUCUGCCACAUUGCCACCUGUCCCACAUAGACAAUCUGUCUCUUCGAGUCUGCAGGUUACUCCGACCGAGCCGUCACCUGCCCAGAUUCUCUUCAAAACAUCUUCGGGCGAGUGGCAGUCAGUUCAUCUUCAGGACUCUGGCUCAACGACAACGACCCCUGCCACCUCAGUUGCCCCUACAACCAUGUCAUCACCUGCUAACACCAGGAGGACGCAGGCGGGGGGCCGAAAGGAGCGCACUCUGGCAAAAAUAGCCCCAGCAGGUGGAAUGAUUGCAUUCAAUACGUCGCAGCUGUCCUCCGCAGCACAAGCAAUGCAGACGAUCAGCAUCAACGGUGUCCAAGUUCAGGGAGUUCCUGUCACUAUCACCAACGCAGGAGGCCAGCAGCACCUAACAGUGCAGACGAUGCAGGGUGGAGGCCUCCAGCUGGCAGCUGCGCAGGGCCAACCUGCCAUCCAGGUGGAUCAAACCCUCACACUGGAGCUACCUGCUCAACCAGGAGAGAAGAAGAGACGCAUGGCCUGCACCUGUCCCAACUGUAAAGAUGCAGACAAAAGGCCUGGAGAGGUGGGGAAAAGGAAACAUAUCUGCCACGUUCCAGGCUGCGAGAAAACAUUCAGGAAAACAUCGCUACUCAGAGCGCACGUCCGGUUGCACACUGGAGAGAGGCCCUUUGUCUGCAACUGGGUUUUCUGUGGGAAACGUUUUACUCGCAGUGAUGAGCUGCAGAGGCACGCAAGAACACACACAGGAGACAAACGCUUUGAGUGCAACCAUUGUCAGAAACGGUUCAUGAGGAGUGACCACUUGACGAAGCAUUACAAAACUCACAUAAACACCAAGAACCUGUGAGCAGACACAAGCAGCCAGAACUGUGCCGCAGGAGGAGAGGAAGACUAAGGUACAGGGUCUGCCAGACUCCUGCAGGGAGGAAGUCCUGAUGAAGCCCCUGUUUGCACUCUCACUCCUCCAGGACACUGUUGUAGCGUGGUGUACAAAAAGCUCCUUCCAUAGGAACUUCAAAACUGACCCAGUAAAGUUAUUAAUAAUAGUUUAUUUUAUAUUUUUAUUUAGUUUUCAUUUUUUGCAGAUUCAUCUUUUACUGAAUUUUUAGGAUGGGAAAGUGUUGCUUCAAAUCUGCUUACAUAUUUAUGAAGAACACACCAAAUUACUCACAUCAACAAACGACUCCAGGACUUCAGUAGCUGUUUUCAUCUCUGUUGGGUCUUUUUUUUUCCUGAAACUCUUUUAUUUGUUUGGGAAUACCUGGAGCUUCUUGAAACUGUCAGGCAACAAAAGAGGAAAGAAAAACCCAACACUGCAUUUUAUUAUCUGACAAAUUUGACCUCAGUAGAACGGUAAGUUUGUUUAGGUUGUUUGUUUUGGCAGCUGUCUARGCUGAAUUAAACCCUUAUUCAUAUAAAAA